Messenger RNA from Paramuricea clavata, 13832 nucleotides. NCBI's taxonomy places the organism in Eukaryota, Metazoa, Cnidaria, Anthozoa, Malacalcyonacea, Plexauridae. The record is from the annotation of a GenBank genome assembly.
AUGGCAGAAUGUGAUCGGUAUAAUGCCAGUCAAAUAUGGGAUUGGCGAGAAAAGUUCAUAGAAUUGAAUGGUACAAAUAUGCGUUUGAAUUAUGGAAAUGUUGGAACCUCGGUUGCAGUAUUUGAUUUAACUGGCGUUUGGGCACAGUGGAAAGUGUUUAGUGCAGGAAAUAGCGUGGAAAACGAAAUAGGUAUAGUAAGAGCAUUAUCCGAGGAUUGAUGUGUUUGCACUCAGGCUUGUUCCCAGUUGUGACAAGUUUGGAACAAGUUGCUAUCACCUUCAAACCUAACAUUUUUGUGCGCAUGCCAUAUUUUUAAAAACAGUCCUUGGUGCACAUUUACUUUCUAGAAUAAUUUUGUGUUAGAGUUGAUAGAGUGGAUACCAGAGAUUCCAAACUACCCAUAAUAUAAACAUAAAGUUGUCAAUAAAUUUGCAGAAUUUUCAGUUUAUUUGACAUUUUAGAACUGCGGUCUCGUAUUACUUGCGCAUCUGGGUUGAAUUUUGGUCUUUAAGUUGAGCUAACAUGACGUACGGUAUAUAAUUGUAAUCUGGAACCUCUUGUUCAUGCUGUAAGAAAGUGCUUCUAUAAAAUUGUUGUUUUUUGGAGAAAGUAGAACCAAAUUUGCAUUUUAUAAAGAUACAUUGUCAAUGGUAAACAUAAAAGAUAGUUUGUAGUGCAUAUUCUGUACACUUUUUGUGCAUAUACGCUUUCAAUUUUUAAUGUAUGUGACUUGGUAUGUGACGUACUCCUCAAUGAGACAAUGAGUCAAUCAUGAAAAUGGUUCCGUUUUUAUAUCAAUUUUUUAAAUAAUUAAAAUAAGUUAGGGUUAGGUUAGGGCGAGGGUUAGUAUUAGGGUUAGGGUUUAGUUUUGCGUUAGAAUAGUUUUUUCUACGUUAUAAAAACGGAAACAUUAUUUUUGAAGUAUACUAUCUAGCGAUUACCGUGUGUAUUGGUUCUUGAAGGUGUCUGACCAGUAUAAUAAGGGCUGAAGCUGCAUAUGUUCUGACUACAUAAUUGAGACUAUAUAUACAGAUUAUAAAUAACUAUAAGUAUUAAUUUUGAAUAAUUUUAAAUAGUGUCCAAUUAUGGCUGUCCUGAAGUUUGUCAGAAUGGUGGAUUGUGUGUUCCUCAAAACAGCUUGUAUGAAUGCCACUGUCAGUGCAAUAAUACCGGGGACACUUGUGAAGCGACAAAUUGUAAGUUUGUGAAAAUGGGUUUGAGAAAAGAUCCUCCCUGCCCCCAAUGAGGGAAUGUGUGCGAGGGAGAGGGAGAAGAAUUUGUUGCUUAGAGUAAAAAAGUGGACAAAAAAGGUUGUAGUUUGUACAGGAGUCUUUUCAUGUGAUUACUGUUUCUUACCAGAUAUUUUAAUAUGGAGAAUUUUCCAUUACUAACAAACAACAAACAAAUGAAUUAAAACAAUUAGGCAUAAAAAAAAUACCUGUGGUUCCGGUUUCAUAUUGUGGAAAAAUUAGGGUCGGUAGGUCGGAAAUAAUUUUUUUUUUGAAUAUUUUUUUCAUAACAUGCCAUUUUGGCAGCAGCCUGCAACCACCCAGAGAAAAUAGGGUCGCAUGGUCAAUUGCGAUGGAAAAAUAAUAGGUCGGCAGAAAAAAAUAGGGUUGGUUGGGAACCGGAACCACAGGUAUUUUUUUUUAUGCCUUAGCAAUCAGUACCUAGAGAAGUGGGGAAACCAAUUCAGAUGGCCCCAGACCCCAUCUUGACAAACAAUUUCUCUUUGCUGUGUUUUAUAUACUUAGAAAUGAAAUAAACGAAUAACAUGUUUGUCUAGGGUGUCCUGAUGUGAAACUUUCAAAAGUUGGCUGCUUGCCUGUCACAGUGACAAAGCCACAUUAUUAUUCAUUUGUGAAUAUUAUUUCAUUGGAAGAGCUUGCUUGCGAGUAAGUUAAACACAAUAUUGAUUUUACUAAUUAUGCUUGACGAUCCUUAUAGAGCUGUGUGCCGGAGUAUACCUGAGCCGGAGACUUUAAAUUAUGAAAAAUUAUUUCAUAUUUCAACAAACUUUUGGCAAUGGAAAAAUUAAGUUGAAUGAUUUGAAGUUCCUAUAAAGUUUAAUUAAUGCUCCGAUCUGAUUUGUGGCUUCGAAAAUUCUUCAAGCGCAUUGCUAUUGCUUUUGAUACAAAAAUCUGCUGACCCCGAUGUAUUUUGGGCGAAAAUAACACACUGCCAUAUGCGGUUUUACUUUCUGUACAAAACAUAUUUUUAAGCAAUCACCGAAGCACAUAUUUGGUAAGUAAAGGAGAAAGCUCAAAAAGGAAUAAAAUAAAUUCUGAAAUUACAAGUCUGAAAUACUUUCGCCUGUUUCUACUUUUAGAAUGAAAUUUCCUUAAAAUUUCCUUGCCAGAGCAGGAGCCGGAGCUAAAAUAACCGGAAUUUGCGCAGUUCUAUAUGAUCCUCAAAAUUCCACAUUGAAUAACUGUGUGAUCAUGCAUGGCGUGUGUCUGAAAAUUCUCAUGAUUUCAAAUGUGAAUGAUUACUAGGUGCAUGGUAUUCUUCAAUAAGCAGUCAUGUUGUGUGUCUAAUUGUAUACUUAAACAAGACAAUUUUUCUCAUCAAGGGGAUUGAGAGUGCUGGUGCAUGGUGCUGAACAGGUUAAUCAGCUUUUAUUUAAGCUAGACUUUUAUUAAUUAUCAAUGCCAGCCCCUCUCGAUCACCCCUCUUUCCAGUGUCUAUAUCCUUAUUUUACACCAUAUCCCUAGUACAUCCCCCCUAUCCUUUUCUUUCCUACUAUAAAUCUCUUUUCUACUUUUUUACCAGCUGUGCGAAGAAAGCAAGAGAGAAGGGGUUUAAAUAUUUCUCACUUGGAAACAUUAGUUGCACAGGAUAUAAUGAAGAAGAGAUCUCUGUCGAGACAUCAUCAUCAUCAGGAUGUCAACAGCUGGAUCUGAGUGAUUGCAAUGAGGAUGACAUUCUGCCAGCUUGUUAUGGUCGUACUGGAUCUCACUAUGUUUAUGAACUAGUAAGUAAAGUACUGGCUCAACAAUGGAAGAUUUUUUUUCAUAUGAGACAUUUGUCUGUUCAUCUUGGAAGCAUGGAUGUCUAGUUGAUAUUGUUAUAACCACAGGUAGGAUGAAUAGGGUUCAAUUAACUACCUGAAAAAUAUGAGCCGGAGAACUUUGACGUUUUGAACAGAGGACUUCAUCGGGAAGUUAGAUAUGAAGGGCAUUUAUUCAAAAAGUCAAAGUUCUCCUUGUAUUUUUCAGGUAGUUAUUCACACUGGCACAGCUGCAUGCCAUGCAGGCUAUACAGCUAGACCGUUCAAGAUUUAACCACACUAGCCCAGACUCACAGGGCAUCUUGUUUUCUAGUCAUUGGCUGACCAACUUCACUGUGAAAAUGAAGUUCGUGAUUGUGCAGGUACAGUAAAUGUAUGAAUUUGUCUACAGGGUUUAAUUCCUCUAAUAUCUACAGCUGUCUGUCAUAAUAUUGCCUCAGUUGCAAGGAUUAAAACCAGGUCUCCCAUCUCCCAGCUUGAAAGGGUGCAUGUUAACCAUUUUCAGAGUGUCCUUUGGUUUGUAUUCUAUUAACAUUUUUCUAUAAUAGCUUUUGUUUGUGGAAACCGCGUACCACGUAAAUUUAUUACUGCAAAGCUUUCGAUCCGUAAGCCCGGAUCUUCACCAGUGCUAAUAAUAUGAAACAAAUAAUAAUAACAAUAAUAACACUAAUAACACUAAUAAUAACAUUUUUCUGUUUUCAUUAAGAUUAUGAUUAUGUUGUGCGUUCACAUGACAGCCCAUAUGAUCUGUACUUUGGUCCAAUUCCUGACGCUUUUCCUCCAGCGAUAUCAUUCUCGUUUUGUGUUUGGAUCAAGAUAGCGAAUGAUCAUUACACAAGUCGUGAUUACUUUGUCUUUUCAUAUUCACGAGAUUGGAUUGAUAAUCAUUUCUCGUUAGGAUUUGAGGAAGUUUCAAACAGUCCCGAGGCAUUUGUUGUUUAUUAUAUGCAUAAUCGAAAUGCCAUAAGAAACCAGUAAGUAGUGUAUAAAGUAUAACCUUUUCCCUUUUAAAAGACUCCUCUGUGAUACAGACAUAUCUAUGGGCACCCUCUAAUACAGAAAACCUUUUAGUCCGACUAGAUAACAACAACAACAAUUUAUUUGUACCCCAAAGAAAAUAACUAUUACACUAUUACAAUUCACGUAGUAUAAAUAUCAGAUAUAGGUACUGGCUACCCGUAAUAACCGUAAAGGGCUAGAUGUCGGGCAGCCAGAUCGAUCAUUAUAGUGAAAGAUGCACAAUUUAUUUUUUUUGGAUAGAUUUGUAUAAUAUAAACACAUUAAAUCGAAAUUAAACCGCUGCAUGCACAUCAUUUAGGAGAUUUUGUUAAUCAUUACAUAGAAAAUCAACAAUUUACGAAAAUUGAUCAAAUUAGCCAUAAUUUAUCAAUAAUCAUUGAUAAAAUUAGCUUUUAAAUUUUUUUUAAUGAGGAAAGAGAUAGAGCUUUUUUUGUUUCAUCAAGAGAGUUCCAUACUUUUGCUUAAGAUCUCACCUUGCGCUAUAGAUAGGCAAGUGGGAUAGCAUUUUCCACAUGGAAGCUUUAUUAUCCCACCUGACCGCGGGAUGGACAUUUUUUGCUGAUUUUGACCUAUAAUAUACCGGUAGAUGUAUUUUACGACAUCAAAAUACAAACAAAAAAUGAACCUAAACAGAUACUAUUAAAGUUGUAGUACAAGGUGCAUUUUUUAAUUAUAUACAGCAAAAAAUAUAUUGCGACUGUUGUCCCACCGUUGAUGAAUAUUAAAGUAGAGUAAAAUGAUAUGAACACAGUCACUCAUGUACGUUUCCCAGCAGACAAAGCAAAUUGUUAUGUUUCAGGUACACCCGUGCUGGUGGCAUUUUUGGCAAAUGGUUUCAUAUCUGUUGUGCUAUAGACGUGUUUGCAAACACUGCUACAAUGUACAUCAACGGAGAGUUUUUGGGUGCUAUUGUAAAUGAUAAGUUUAAACCCUUGGAACCAAACGGUUUACUUGUCAUUGGCCGUGAUCAAGAUAACUAUGGAGGUGGUUUUGGGCACAAUGACGUAUUUUUUGGUAGGUACACCAGGAGCCUGGUUAUAUUUGUGGGAACAGUUCCAUGUCAGAGAUGUAUGCAGUUCUCGUAUUUGGUGUUUCAUGAAAUUUGGUACAUCCAACGAAUUUUUCGUUGGUCGAUUAAGUGUUAGAAUAACAUGAAACUAGUUUUUCGUAUCUCUGAGGAUGGUUCUGAAACAUAGUGGUUUGUUGAACGAGGUUACAUUUACCUUUACCAUACACGUACUGUAUAAUUUCAGCUGGUAAUAUUCCCUUAUCUACGUACCAGAGUUACUCCAAUAUUAUCAGGAUUUCUCACUCGAUAGAACAAAUAACUGUAUUUAUUGUAUUAUGAAAUGAAAUGUAGUAGCAUUUCAACAUUAAUUAAAGGGGGGGGGGGGGCUUGCAAGAAUGUGAUAAGAACAUCUUCGACUCAUCAGGUUGAGCUGCGUCCUUCGUAACUCAGUUUAGCUCUCAGCUGCGAGCAAGGAUGAUUGACAUACCCCACUUACCUGCACGUACUUGAUGACAGCACUACGGUAUAUAGACCCAUUGCACUGACGUCACAAAUCCUUAGAGUGUCCUCCAGACGCUCCCUAACAAUAUCUGUUCGGGUACAACAACCACAUACAGCGCAAAAAUUAACCAUCUUAAUACAAAAUUAUUGUAAACUUUUACAAAAUUUGCUGUGUUUACAAAAAUUAUAUUAUGCGUAGAUUGCUAAUUUGUCCUCCAGAUGCAUCGUCACCGGCGCUGUGACGUCAUGUGCAAUGGGUCUAUACUUUAUAUCUUCCCAGGUGAUGUGACAUUGUUUAAUAUUUGGGACCAUCUCAUCAGCGUGCAGGAAGUAGAGCAGAUGUAUUCAGGGCCUGGUACUGAACGUGGAAAUUUCCUUGCCUGGGUCGAUAUCAAGAAAUAUGUGCAUGGUAAUGCAGCUUUACGUGACAAUCCUGUAAUGAAAUGGGAAGGUAUAUGUACAUUCUUUCUUCCUUGAUUGUUUCAUCACGGCGUGGUGUUGGUGGUUUAAUUAAUCUCAUGUGCCUUUAUCACUGUGACCAGGCAGUUCUUUGAAUAUAAUUUCGCUUCACUCACAUGUGAGAAGAAUGCUUCCAUUUUGAUUGCAGUCGUUUGUUGCUGUGAAACUGAUAAACUGUUUUUAUUAAGGUGGAGGUUGUCGUUGGGAACAAACAGAUUGCAAUGAAGAGAGUGGCGUCUGUCAAGGUGGAUUAUUUCGGUGUCCUUGUAGCAACAGUUCGACAGCACCUCGUAGUUGUGUUAGCUCUGAUGUAUAUAAAACCAAACCUUGCUCAGGUAUAUUAUAACUAUCAUGGCAUACCAUACCAUACAGUACCACACCAUACCACACUAUAUCACACCAUACCAUACCAUACAAUACCAUACAAUACCAUACCAUACAAUACCAUACAAUGCCAUACCAUACCAUACAGUACCACACCAUACCAUACCAUACCACACCAUACUAUACUAUCACAACAUGCCAUACUGUACCAUACCACAUUGUCAGUUUAUUAAAAUUUGGCAUUAUUGUACAAUCAAAAUACAGUUAUUCCAAUGUAUUUCUAUUCAAUUUUUCAAGAUCAGACUAGUGAUGAUAAUUUUCCUUACAUUCUGGAUGGUACCCUGACUAAUGAAUCCUGUAGUGAUUUUCGUGUCUUCAUAUGAUAAAACUAUACAUUUUAUAACAUCACUUGAAAUGUUAAUUUAUUGGAAAUCGUGUUUCAGGGGCGUAUAAAUAAAGGCGGAUAAUGCCGGAAGACCUCCCUCGAAGAUCCCCCCUUGUUAAAAUUUUAGACACCAUUCUUAUUGCUGUCACUAUUCCGUAUUUGUAGAUCACAACUAUUACCUAGAGUUCCCUUCGACAUACACGAGAGCUCGGAUGAAAAUGAACAAUUUUGUUUUGCACAGAACGUGGUAUUUAACUGUAUGCGUAUGGAUUAAAUUUCCCCCGGGUUCCGAUAACUAUCACAGUGUGGUCUUCAUUGGAGUGCCAUCAGACAGAUAUAGUAAUUUUCAUUUGUACCUUCGUUCCGAUCAAAAGUCCUUUGCAAUAUCCGGGAGGAAAGUGAAUCAUUUGGUUUGGUAAGUUGAUCAUAUUCGCUUUAAUGUGGUUUGCGCACUACUACUGAGCCCAGUUUUGUAGGUUUGGUGUAAGGAAUGAGAGAUGUUCAAAUUUACGUCGCAUCAUGUACUAUUUAAACACUAUCCAUGAUCGCGUACUGUAUGCUCUAUAAUCUUGUAAACCCAAUACAAAUGAAUAACUAGUUACGCGCACUAGUGUAUGUAAUGGGAGUGUCAUGAAUGGGAUCCAGUCAUGAUUCGGUGAUUGGAAUUUUCCAUUAUCCUGUCAUUAGUUUAGGAAUCGCACAGUUCUCCAUGCCAUCCAAUCAUUUACUGUUUUGACAUCUUUGUAAUGCAAACAGCUGGUUGCAUAUGAAAAACAUGUAUCACAUCAAACCGCCGUUGUUUACGUUACAAACAAGCCUUGUUCAUUUUUUAUGUAGGACUAGGACUGAAACGUACGCUGACAACAAGUGGUUCCAUUUAUGCGCUGUUCAAGAUUAUAAAACAUUCAAAAUGUACCAUAAUGGGAUUCAAUUACAGCAGAGUUUUGUAAAAACAUCAGCCACAUCUAUCUAUGGUCACAAUGAGAUGUAUAUUGGUGAUUCUCCUACUGUUUCUAAUAAAGGAUGGAGUUUUAUCGGUUCUAUGGCUCAUCUCAAUAUUUGGGACAAGGCGCUGAGUAGUGGCACUAUAACAUCAAUAGGGGGAAACACUUACGUUGGAAAUCUACUGGGAUGGCCUGAUUUAAUAAAAUACGCUGUCCCUGGUUCCAUCAGUGUACGCAGGCCAUCGCCACUGAUGAAAUGGUCAGGUAUGUUUGAUGAUAGUGAUGAUGGUAGUGAUGAUGGUGAUUGUAGUUAUGGUGAUGGUAGUGAUGAUGAUGGUAAUGACGAUGAUGGUAAUGAUGAUGAUGGUAAUGAUGAUAGUGAUGAUGGUAGUGAUGAUGAUGGUAAUGAUGAUGAUGGUAAUGAUGAUGAUGGUAAUGAUGAUAGUGAUGAUGGUAGUGAUGAUGAUGGUAAUGAUGAUGAUGGUAGUGAUGAUGGUAAUGAUGAUGAUGGUAAUGAUGAUGAUAGUAAUGAUGAUGAUGGUAGUGAUGAUGGUAAUGAUGAUGAUGGUAGUGAUGAUGAUGGUAGUGAUGAUGGUAAUGAUGAUGAUGGUAAUGAUGAUGAUGGUAAUGAUGGUAGUGAUGAUGGUAAUGAUGAUGAUGGUAAUGAUGAUGAUGGUAAUGAUGGUAGUGAUGAUGAUGUAAUGAUGAUGGUAAUGAUGAUGAUGGUAAUGAUGAUGAUGGUAGUGAUGAUGAUGUAGUGAUGAUGAUGGUAGUGAUGAUGAUGGUAGUGAUGAUGGUAGUGAUGAUGGUAAUGAUGAUGGUAAUGAUGAAGAUGGUAAUGAUGGUAGUGAUGAUGGUGAUUGUAGUUAUGGUGAUGUAAUGAUGAUGAUGGUAAUGAUGAAGAUGGUAAUGAUGGUAGUGAUGAUGGUGAUUGUAGUUAUGGUGAUGGUAGUGAUGAUGAUGGUAAUGAUGAUGAUGGUAAUGAUGAUGAUGGUAGUGAUGAUGAUGGUGAUGAUGAUGAUGGUGAUGAUGGUAGUGAUGAUGAUGGUAAUGAUGAUGAUGGUAAUGAUGAUAAUGGUAGUGAUGAUGAUGGUGAUGAUGAUGAUGGUGAUGAUGGUAGUGAUGAUGGUGAUUGUAGUUAUGGUGACGGUAGUGAUGAUGAUGGUAUGAUGAUGGUGAUAGUAGUGAUGAUGGUGAUGCUAGUUAUGAUGAUGGUAGUGAUGAUGAUGACAAUAGUUAUGAUGAUGAUAGUGAUUAUAAUGUUUAAUGAUGAUGGUGAUAGUAGUUCUGAUGAUGGUAAUGAUGAUGUUGAUGGUAGUAUAUGAUGAUGGACGAUGGUGAUCAUGGUGAUCAUGGUGACAAUGGUUGUAGUGAUGACAGUGAUGACCAUCAUCACCUUCAGCACGACCAUCAUGAUGUCCACAAUGAUCACCGCCCUUGAAUACUUUUCGUUUCAUGUAGAUCCAAACUGUCAUUGGUCAAAAACUACCUGUAUUGCUGGGGAAUUAUGUAAAAAUGCAAAAUAUGUCUGCCCUCCUUUACAAUUGGAUGAAGUGUCUCCGCACAGUUGUGGUGUGUCAUCUUAUGACAUGAACCAGGGUGAAGGAUUGAGUAAGUAUUCAGCAGAGUCAGGUCGAUCGCUCUGUCAAUCAAUACCUUUCCCAAGGCUUGCCAGAAAACAGGACCGGUCGUACGAAGGCUGGCUAGGGGUUUUUCCAAUAUGCUUGAACAGCUAUAAAACUACGGUUAUAGACCUCAAUAUAUACCGAGAAACUUUAAUUUAUAAAUGCUAAAGUUUAAUCUGGUUGUUGAAAAAUUUGAAAAAUGAACAAAUGUUGAAGAUUCACUAUCCAUUAUCCAAUGGAUGUCCACCAUUCGUACAGCCGGCCCAAACUCUUGUAAUCAGUGGUCGAUAACUUUGUUGUGUGCCUGGGACCACAAAAAUUAUUUGAAAUGAAGAUAUGAUAGGCCAUAAAUUACUUUUGUCCGACUUUAUGCAUUUUCUCCACCCCAUCAAUAACACUUAAUAAAUUUAUUGGUCGAUAAUUGACAUCUUAACUUUCCAUCAACGACUUUAGAAAUUUCAACGAUUGAAAUUGGUUACCUGACUUUCAUGAACAAUGAUCGAAAACAAGGAGUUGUACUCUAGUGAUUUUAAUUUGGAAGUAUGCCAAUUAACAAAAGUUUUAAUAGACUAAGAAAUCUAAAUUUUAUUCGAUAGCUUCUGUUUCUAAAAGUUUUACAAAAUGUGUUUGCAACAAACUUGUAUCGGUACCAUCGACUCCAGCGGUUCCAACUUAAUCGAGCCCUGCUUUUCCUCUGCUUGUAAUUCUCACAUUGUUUAAUCGAGCCCUGCUUUUCCUCUGCUUGUAAUUCUCACAUUGUUUGGUUGAAAUUUAGGGCGACACCUAGUUGUGGAUUUGUCACUCGUUUCUCGCAAUGUGAACACCAUGCAAGAUCUUGGUAUCAGUUACUCGAGUAUUUUUGUCAAUGACUAUGAAUAUAAGUUUGGUGGUGGUGGUGCAAUGCAUUUUCUCGUCUUGAAUGCACUCACAGGUGAGUAAUAUGUCCAGUACAAUCUCACUGCUUUGAGUUUCAGACAACCCCCGGUCAAACGAGUUCGAGAGUUGAUGAUGAUAUUUUAUCACCGAAUUUUAUAAAAAAAAUUUUUAAAGAAACCUCUUCCGAUUUUUUUGCAGGCUCAUUUGUAAAGAAAUUUAGUUGUGCCGUUAUGGAUGAUGCCACAUGUGGCGAUAAACUCGAAGAAAACCUGAACAAGAUUCGCAUUGAACGAAUAAUGUUAAUGGUGAUUAGCGAUAGUCCAGGAGCGCAUUUUGGCUCGGCUAUUCCUGCAAUGCAUGCAACCUUUGGUGAAGAACUGCAUAUUAGCAAUGUGUUGGAAAUGAGGCAACCGAUUACGAUGCUUGGUUAUAGUGGCUUCAAUGAUGUAUCUUGGAGGGAAUCAAAAGUUAUCCCUGUAGGGAGAGAACCAGCAAUUAUAAAGACAAUCGUUCCUUUACUCAGAGGUUGGUUUAGAAACUAAGAUUUAUUUAUAUACUGGAUAGCUUUAUCAGGUUUUAUUUUAUCCUUAAGGGACUGGUCAUAAAGUAACUGCUAGGGUGGGCUGGAGGUAAAUCACAAAUUUUGCCAAUAAGUUCGGUGACCCAUCUUAGGAUGUAGAUAAAAAUUUCAAAGCUCAUCUAAUCUUACAAAAAAAUUUUCAUGACCCACGCAAUCUAAAUUGGGAAAAUACACUUUUAUAAUAAAAAAACUUGCAGGUAUAAACAUUGUAAAAUGUACACGGCACUGUAUUGACAUACAUAAUUCCACCAAGCUUGACCAACCGGCAAAUUCAUACUGGAUGAGCUGCUCUCGACCACUUGUUGUUGUUGUAUAAACAAUGUACUGGCUUCAAUAGCAUCAUUUGCAUUUGAUAAUUUGGAUAGUUUUGUUUACUUUGAUUAUUAAUAUCUUUAUUUUUUGAAGUAGACAUGCAUGGGUUUUUGUUUGGUGGCCCAACCGUGGACAUACAAAAAGAUUGGCGGCCCAUCGCAACUGUCGAAAGAUUUUCCAUGGCCCAUCCCAAAUCACUCCAGUCCACCCUAGCAGUUACUUUAUGACCGGUCCCUAAGGUCUAGUUAGGGUCAUCCCUUAUUUUUAUACCAUAGGGAACCUGAACUAACUUUGCACACACAGGAUCCCCUUUAUCAGUUCACAACUUUUUCCUAGAGAUCUGGGGCCGCUAUGUACGAAAUAGCACGAUUUGGCUGUCGCCUCCUGUACUAUUUAAAACAUGAGCAGGGGUGCUUUAUCAAAACACGAGAGCGCAGCACGAGUGUUUUAUAGCUGAUAAAGUAAGGACUGCGAAUGUUUUAAAUGGCUUAAAAAACGACCCAUCUCAUGACAUGAGUACAGUGGCGAUUAAGUAAUUUUUUUAGUUAAUCAACUUUAGUGUAAAUUUAUUAUAAUACUAUGUAAAUAACUCAGUAAUUCAGUUGUCUUUAACUGCAAAGAGUUCAUUAAACCAUCUUAUAUCUUAUCUUAUAUAUAUAAAAAUAAGCUAUGAUUUUUUAUCACAUAUAAAAGCAUCGACACGAUACUGAUUUCCUUUCCCUUUUCUUCAUGAAAUAUUGAGUUUUUUAUUAUCUGAUAAAGUGCUCGUGUUUUAAAUAGUACUUCAAACACUCAUUAAUCAUUUAUAAGGUUAUUGGCAAAUCAUGUCAACCAUAAUAUGUCACGUCAGUAACUCAUCUUCAUUAGUAUUCUUUAUAUAAAAGUCCAUUCUAAUUAGUAUUCCUUAUAUAAAGAAUACUAAUGAGACGGCAUCUACUGUAGUCGUAUGUGAACCUAUUCAAAACACUUGUAGUCGUGUUUUAUCAUAUCUAAUAUUUUAAAUAUAAAUAGUACGUAGUACAAAAUGUUGCACGGAAACUUCUUCAUCCGGUUUCCACAACCUUAACGUCUUUCUUCAUGUAGAAUCAUGCCUUGACCACAUGUAUCUGGGUGAACGCGAAAACGGCAAGUAUGUAAUCUACCCACGCGGUGGUAAGGAAAUAACAGUAUACUGUGAUUUCACCACGAACGGUGGGGGUUGGACGGUGAUUCAAAGGAGAAACAAGGGACAAACUGUGUUCCCAGUUAGUGUGGGAGCGUAUAACAAGAACUUUGGACCUGUCGAUGGUGAAUUCUGGCUCGGAAAUGAAAAUAUCAAUCGACUCGGUGCAGGACAAAUGUUGGCAAUAGUUCACAUCAACUCAACUUCUGUUAUCUAUGAUCUCUAUAAUCAUUUUGAAGUCCGUUCAAGUUCUCUACUUGAUGUCUCCAGCCGUUCUGGGAUGAUGCCUCAAGGUUUCUUAAAUACUCAUGGUGUUGGACCAUUGGUGUUUGUUGCUCCAAAAGGAAGCUCCUCUCCGUGUGUGAAGCCAUCUGAUGGAGGAUGGUGGUUUCAUUCGGAUAGCUGUGAUGGGGAAAAUUUGAAUGAAGAAAAAGAAUGUCCAGAAUCAGGGCUUGGCACAGAGAUGUUGUUUAGACAACGAUUACCAUGUAAGUGUGUAGUUUAAGAUUUCUUUGAGCGAAAACCUUACAGAGAUCUCUAAGAGAGUUAUUUAUAUAAGACUGACAUCUCUGUAGGACGAAAGGCGGCCGUCAUCUCUUAAUUAGACAGUUUACUUGGUAAGACUGAAUCAUAAUAAGGGCAUGUGAUGAGAUGCCAUUCUCGUACCCAGAGCCCUUCUUACGCGCGGUCAACGGAGCGCGACGAGGGGCUCUGGCCAAAUCCAUAUCAAACUGGCAUCUGGUUGGCUACAACGAAGGUUAUUGUUCUAAUACCGGAUAUAUUCUUUUACCAUGUUUUUAUGGUAUCCGGUUUUGGAUUUGGCCAGAGCCCCUCGUCGUAAGAAGGGCUCUGGGUACGAGAAUGAUGAGAUGCGUGAGAGCCAGCCAGGGCCCAGACAGACAGACAGACAGACAGACACCAUUUCAUGACCAAUUAAAGCAUCGUAUUACUUUAAAAUACCCUUCAUACACUUUUGAUAUUUAGCCCAUGCUAUUGUGAUAAAAGAAAUAUCAAUGACAAUGACAUACCAGGACGGAAUGGAUGCUUGCCUCAAUGAUGGAUUACGCCUGUGUAGCUCUAUGGAGAUAUGCCGUGAUGGCAAAAAUGUGACCGGAGGAUCUGUCAAAUACGUUACUGGGUAUUGGGUACCAAUUGCUGAUUAUUACAAUAAUUGGAUAAGUAUUGGUAAGUAAUUGAUUUGCAAUCUACAUUGAUUGAAAGCUUUUUCUAAUGGCAGGCUGGGGACGAUACAUGUGCACAGCAUUUAAUGGCCCGUGUACAUAUCUCAUAGCAAAUAAAGUUUAGAUCCUCGAUCCUUUCCUUACUUCUCCUUAGUUUAUAAACGAUGAUGUUUUUCACUGGCCGAGUCAUGCAUGAAUCUUUUGAAUUGACAGGCGUUUUAUCUUCGCGGCCGUAAUGCUUCAGAAUUGAUUAAACGUUUCUGCCAGGUGCUAUGUCCAUCUGUUUUCAAACUGCUAAACUUAUUUCUGCAAAACGUGUUGUUUAGAUACCCUUGACGAAGAUAAACUAUGCGAUAUUGAAGAUAAUCCUGCUUGGGGAACUGAUGGUGUGUUGCAAGAGUAUAAAGGCAAAACUUACUGCUGCAAACACUAUGUUGAUCCAG